GGACAGCAUCCUUUGGACCAGUAGCGGAGCAACUUUGAAGCGUUACGGUUGGUCGCGAAUUCGAAUCGGAAAAGCCAGGGAAACUCUCAGGCCCCAAAGAACACACACAUAGUGUGAACAACGCGGUGUCGGUUCGGACGGUGUGUGUUUACAUUGUUUGAAAGCCAAUUAAAAUUUGCAAUUGCCGACAUGUGCCAAAGCAAACCGAAAUAACAAAUACACAAAUAGUAGAAUCAAAAUAUAUAUUCUGGUUGGAAAAUAAAAUCAACUCCAGAGGUUCAAAAAUUUCCAAAUAAAAAAAAGGCAAAGAAAUACUAACAAAAUGUGGAAAAUCUGCAUUUUUACAUUGGUAAUUGCGUUGCUAGCAGUAGCAGCUGCAACAACACCAACAACAACAGAGCCCAUAACAAAUGACUUGGUGACCAACAAAAACAACAACAUCAGUAGCAGCAGCCACGCCCCAUUGGAGGAAACAACCAACAGCCCCCGCCCCUUCGCCGAAAAUAACCAGACGCUGGUGAAAAUUUCAACGGCGGACGACGAGACCCGGGAAAUUUCAAUUGUGGGCGGCUCAACCUCAACGGCCACGCCCACCACAACGGCAACCACCAGCACAACAACAACGCUGGCAACCACCUCGGUUGUUGCCGAAAACGAGGAAACAACAACAUCAACAAUCAGCCAUUUAAUGACAACCAGCGAACCCAACCAGAAAAUUCCCUUAGCUGGCUUGGGGGAACUUAGCAGCGGCAUCAAGGAUGCACUGCAUCGCAUUAAAUUGAGCGAGAGUCCAAAGGAAUCAGUAGCAACAACAACCACUAUGGAGCCACCAGAGGCGGAGGAGCAGGAUGAAUCGGAGGACAUGACACUGACAGUAUCCCCGUUGCAAAUCCAGAUGCAGGCAGCAGCCUCGUAUCAAGUAGCCGAGACGUUGGCCGACUUGAAUGAGGAGGAGCGUGCCCGGUACGAUGCCAUGCUGGCCCAGCAGCCCACAGCCAGUAAGCUGAAUAUAGUGGAUCUAUAUCCGCUUAAAAUCGAGGAUAUCCAGCCAAUGAUUCAAAACGACAAUGAGGAGCUAAUCAAGCAACGUACGAUUUUCACUCAGCCCGAGAACACAGAGGAUUACAAACAGAAUCUAAUGCCCAAUGAAGUGGAGCUGGUUUUGAAUGGACCAGAUAGCCUGAAUCAGGAUACAAUCAAGAUUAAUCAGGAGAAAGCAGUCACCACUCCAGAAACCUUAAAAAUGGCUACCAUCAGUGUCAAUCAGGGCACCACGCCGGAUUUUACGGGAAAGCUAUUGGCCGAUCAAGACGAUCUCAUAACCGAAAUCGAGAGCAAGUUCCAGAUGGAAGAAACCACCACAACAACCACCAGGAAACCUCUGCCAUUGCUUCUAAGACCCGGAGAUACGUUCAUAGAUAGAAGAGUGAAGAAAAGCUUCGAGUUUCCCACGCAACAUCGCGCCAGUGAUGUGAUGGCCAUGCCACACAUCGAUUUCGCGAACACGAAAUUCCAAACCGAUGCCGAUCAGCCACAGCCCGCUGCCACACACCCGGAGUUCUCGACCACAAAAUUCUAUAAUAGCAAGGAGUUGUAUAACGAAAUGCUGUUGCAUAAUAAGCGCAAGUUAAUGAAGGAAACUAGUCCGGAAAAGUCAGCGACUGAGGCAUCCUCAACAAAGUUGAACGUGACUCCUGAGGCUAAAACUUUUCAGCCAACAACUACUGUUGCAACUACAGUAAAAUCAACAACAUUGCAGUCAGCUUCCACAACAACAGUAGCAGCAUCAUCAGCGGUGGAAGCAAUAACAACAAGUACCCUAAAGCCAACAACCACCGCAACUGGAAAAUAUCAGAAAGAGCUUAAGCGUGCCAAAUUAUUGCUCAAGGCCCUGACACCACCACAGGCCACCAAGUCCAGUGAGGACAAACUGUCGGUUAAAGCCACAAAGGCGGCGGAGGGAGCUCCCUCCACCAUCUCCAUCGCUCCGGCAAGGACAAGCACACCCGUUCUGAUGGCCACCGCAAGGACAGUGCGACCAGCCGGAUCUGUCGGAGUUAAUCCCACUAAGACGGCCUCAAAGCCAAUUGCCAGGCCGCGUAUUUUGAGUCGCCUGCAGGAGAAAAUCAAUUCCCUGGAGUGCGAGGUGCCCAGUGUUCCCCAGGACUCCCAUCUGUGGCGUGGCAACGAGACCCACGAAUUGUUGCUGCCUAUUGUGACCACGGAGCACUGUAGGCCGAACGAGCACUGCAUACCGAAUGUCCUCACCUGGCGAGGCGAGGCGGAGAUCCAGUCCGGCGAUAUUCUAAUUGUGGAGAUUAACGAUGCCAUGCUGAAUCCAUCGCACGAGCCAAAUAAUACAAGCAGCGCGGUGCAUGCAACACAGGUGUACCAGGUGACUCGAUCCGGGCACGAACAUUGCGACGUCACCGAGGGUGUCCUGCUGGAUAUCACACCCCUGGUGGUCGAUGGCAGGAAGCUGGUUACACUGUAUGAUAAGGACCUCACCGAGGGAGUUAACUUGCUAAUUGUGGUGUCCGAGCUGUGGGGAGCGCAGUGUGUCCGCCUGAAGGUGACCACGAAAACCGACAAUUGCGGCGAGAACGCCGACUGCUCCGGCAAGGGAGUCUGCUACUCGAACUCGGGCAUGGAGGAGUAUGAGUGCCAGUGCUGCAGCGGAUUCGCAGGACCACACUGCGAGGAGAUCGACGCAUGUAAUCCGAGUCCCUGCACAAACAACGGCAUCUGUGUGGACCUAUCGCAGGGACACGAGGGGAACUCCUACCAGUGUCUUUGUCCUUACGGAUAUGCGGGAAAAAAUUGUCAAUACGAGUCGGAUCCUUGCAAUCCCGCCGAGUGCAUGAACGGCGGCAGUUGUGUGGGCAACUCCACGCACUUUCGGUGCGAUUGUACACCAGGGUUCACAGGACCUCUUUGCCAGCACAGUUUGAAUGAGUGCGAGUCGUCGCCGUGUGUUCAUGGCAUUUGUGUGGAUCAGGAGGAUGGGUUCCGGUGCUUCUGCCAGCCAGGUUUUGCCGGCGAGUUGUGCAACUUCGAGUAUAAUGAAUGCGAAUCGAAUCCGUGUCAGAACGGCGGCGAGUGCAUCGAUCACAUCGGCAGCUACGAGUGUCGCUGCACCAAGGGCUACAGUGGCAACCGCUGUCAAAUAAAGGUUGAUUUUUGCGCCAACAAGCCUUGCCCCGAAGGACAUCGCUGUAUUGAUCAUGGAAAUGAUUUCAGCUGCGAAUGCCCAGGAGGUCGCAACGGACCGGAUUGUAAUCAAAUGCCAAGAACGUACUUUCAGCAAUGCAACGUGAAUCCUUGCACCCAUGGCGGCACAUGCUGGUCCAGCGGGGAUAGCUUCUACUGCGCCUGUCGUCCCGGCUACACAGGAAACAUGUGCGAAGAUGAGUUUGUGGUGGAGACCGUCGUUAGCUCCAGCGAAUUUAUUGUGGACGAUGCGAACGCCAGAAAUUUUAAUGACAAAACUUUCGGUUCAUCGGUCGUGCUUAAGAGUCCCAUUGAAUUGCAUAAUGCAUAUUUUGCGGCUGGAGUCCUGGCAGCCGCCAUUUUCAUCGUGGCCGUUGUGGUCACCAUUUGUCACUGCAAGGUCAAUCAGACGUAUCGAAAAUUCUCGACGCGCUCCACCUCGUUUAUACCGAUUCUGGGCUUCAGUCGACGGCCAAAAAUGCAGGGCAAACUCAACAAACACUGGCUGAGUGGCAAAGGUGUGGUGGCCGGUGGUGCAGCCAGUGGGGCGACCGCGGGCGGAUCGCAACGGGGCAGUGUCAGUGGUGCAAGUGGCACGCAGCAGGGCGCCACCGCAACACGCCACUUGCCAGGGCAGACACAGACGCAGACUUCGCUGCAGGAGCGACCUUUCCAACGGCAUUUGGCCAUGAAUCUGGAGAACGACAUGUACUACACGGUGGACUUUAGCGAGAAUUCACAGCACUCGCCGUUGAUACAGUGAAACUUGGGUAAUGGCGGCGAUUGGUUAGUCAAAUUUAUCCCACAGAAGAGCGAGUGAGUGAGUAAGUGGGUUGAAGCGAAAACCGAGUUAAAGAAACAUUAUGAGUAGUUUGGGUUUGGGUUACUUGGGGGGAUUGUGUAAUUAUCUUUGAUGCUACUCGUUGAAUAUUCCAAAUAUUGAACAGUAUCCGAUAAUAAUAAACUAAAAUAGUGUGUAUAUGUGCGCAGAACCUAAUGAUUAUGAGUCCGGCUAAUGCAAAACACACAAAUAUUUAUGAUUAAUAUGUAUGCCAUGUAUCUCUGGCCUAAAUAGGCUUAGCAAACUGGUUUAUCAAGGUUUAUUUUGGCACAGCACACACAUCCACAUCCGGAACAUCCGUAGCUGAAUGAUAUUGUUUGAUUAUAAAACACACGUUACUUCUGGAGGGCAGAAUGGAUUAUAAUCUCGAUUUAUGUAAAUGUUAAACACUAAACCGGACAUGGUUUGUUUUGUUCUCUUUGGCAAAGUUUAUUGUAUGAAAUUUUCAGAUUUGUCCAAGACAAAUAGUCUCAGCUUCUCUGCCUUUUGGCUAAUUGUGGCCAUAAAGUCCUUCAUGAAUUUCAUGAGCAUACAAGUGUUGAGGAAGCUUAUGAAAGGGGAUAUUGUUACUCAGUAAUUCUAUUAUGGAAUGCAAAAGGUUUGGUGUUGAUUUCGAAAAAGCUAAACUAAUUGCAUUUCGAAGAGUUGCUAAUUAAAAACAAAAUGCAUUUCGAUGACAUAUAAUAAAGCCUGGCUUUCACCGCAUUUUCAUUUGGCAAAUAUUUGCAAUUAGUUAAAUAAUAAUGGAACGAAAACAAACCAGCUGCAGAAUCAAGAAUUCUAUUGUCUGAUGCGAUGCAGAAAUCAAUUUAGUCGCGAAUAUUGGAGCCAUAUUCAACUAAUUUCAUGGAAAUCAGUUUAGUUUAGUUUUAAUUAAUUUUUCCAUACUAAUAAAUUGUGUUUAGACAGAUGAUGGUAGGUGGACGGUGCUCUAAAUUGAAUUCGGUCAGGGCUGAUAUCAGAGAUUAUUGUUGGCAUACUCGACCGCAGCAGUCGAAAGUUGUUAGUGAAAAAUAAUUAGCAUAAAUUAUAAUUGUAGCCACAAAAGUUAAUAUGUUUUUUGUGCAUAAAUAAUAUUAUUAUACCCUUGCAGAGGGUAUUAUAAUUUUGGUCAAAAGUGUGCAACGCACUGAAGGAGACAUCUCCGACCCUAUAAAGUAUAUAUAUUCUUGAUCAGGAUCACCUCCUGAGUCGAUAUGAGCAUGUCCGUCUGUCCGUCUGUCCGUCUGUCCGUCUGUCCGUCGGUCCGUCUGUCCGUCUGUCCGUCUGUCCGUCUGUCCGUCUGUCUGUUUCUACGCAAACUAGUCUCUCAGUUUUAAAGCUAUCGAGUUGAAACUUUGCACACACCCUUCUUUCCUUUGCAGGCAGUAUAUAAGUCGGAACGGCCGGGAUCGGUCGACUAUAUCCUAUAGCUGCCAUAUAACUGAUUGAUCGGAAAUGCCAUAACUUUGGUGUUUUUUAAGUUAGAGGGUUGGGAGUUUCUACACAUAUUAUAUUUGACCAAAAUAUCUUAUGUACAAAAUUUCGUAAGGAUCGGCCGACUAUAUCCUAUAGCUGUCAUAGAACGAUCGAAAUUGGCAUAACUUUGGUGUUUUUUAAGUUAGAUAGAUGGGAUUUGGUACAGAUUCAAUUUUCAAUGAAAAAAAAUCUGAUUUGUCGAAUUUCAUAAGGAUCGGCCAACUAUAUCCUAUAGCUGUCAUAUAACUGAUUGAUCGGAAAUGCUAUAACUUCGUUGUUUUUCAAGUUAAAAGCAUGGGAGUUUCAAUGGAUUCCUCUUUUGGCAAAAUAAUUCGAUAUGCCAAAUUUCAUAAGGAUCGGCCGACUAUAUACGAUCCGCUAUAUAUCUAAUAAUAUAAGAUGCGUGGCGCCACCUAGCGGACUGCGACUCAACUGCAAGGGUAUAUCAACUUCGGCUCCGCCCGAAGUUAGCUUUCCUUUCUUGUUUUUUGAAAUCAUUUCAAUAAAUGAUUAAGUAUGAGUGGGUGUGUACGGUGUGUAUCUGUGUGCUGGCCACAUUUAGCAUAUUGUUGUUGAUAUGCAAAAUAUUAAUACUGAUCCAAUUGCGAAAUGCAACAUCACAAAGAUGUCGGCAAUUCAUGACAAAAAUCAAAUAAAAUGCAAAA
Messenger RNA from Drosophila ananassae, 6174 nucleotides. RefSeq names its product protein HEG (gene wry). Lineage: Eukaryota; Metazoa; Arthropoda; Insecta; Diptera; Drosophilidae. The coding region runs from base 323 to 3973 and encodes 1216 amino acids. The record is from RefSeq and is a predicted model, not a curated record. Gene Ontology annotation, molecular function: Notch binding; calcium ion binding. Gene Ontology annotation, biological process: Notch signaling pathway; establishment or maintenance of epithelial cell apical/basal polarity; heterophilic cell-cell adhesion. The transcript is spliced from 12 exons. Gene Ontology annotation, cellular component: plasma membrane; protein-containing complex.